Messenger RNA from Annulohypoxylon truncatum, 2960 nucleotides. RefSeq names its product Spc98 family-domain-containing protein. Gene Ontology annotation, molecular function: microtubule minus-end binding; gamma-tubulin binding. Gene Ontology annotation, biological process: spindle assembly; mitotic cell cycle; meiotic cell cycle. The transcript has 2 exons. The record is from RefSeq and is a predicted model, not a curated record. Gene Ontology annotation, cellular component: centrosome; equatorial microtubule organizing center; gamma-tubulin complex. Lineage: Eukaryota; Fungi; Ascomycota; Sordariomycetes; Xylariales; Hypoxylaceae. Bases 127 to 2787 code for a protein of 886 amino acids.
ACGAAACUUGAACUUCAAUGAAUAUGAAGUCGCUAUUAAUAAUAUUUCAUCUCACAAUAUAUACCUCAACUCACCUAGUGAAAACUUUAUCUUAAAUGUUGGCCUUGUGCUGACAGAUGAAAAAUCAUGGCAUUCGCCGCCACUUUGAGCACGCUAACUGAAGAAUUAGUUGAGGUCAUCACCUCAACGUCAAGCCAGUCAGAUCCUGCCCGCUUCAAUGUUCUCAAGGAAUCAAGCCUACGAAGCAUUCGUUACCACAAUUUUCUACGCACAAAUCAGUUUGAAGUUGAGAAGAAGCUCGACGGCUUCGAAGAGCAUUUCCGUGUCGUUAAUCGGGACAAGGUAGCUGAUGCUUUAAGGGAACGUCGAGAUGCGCUCGCUCGCAUCUCUAAAAGUUGGACUCCUGACAUUCUCCAGCUACUAUUACAGCUCGAAGAUCAACCUAUUAAAAAGACUAAGCUAGCUGAUCUUGAGUUGCUCAAAGAGCCAGAACAUGAUGCUAAGCCGGCCCUUAAAUGGGCUGAUAUUGCUAAAGAAGAUGGCUGGGAUCAAGACCGCGAUAUAUGGGAAACGGCCAGAUUCGAUGAAGACAGCUCUAAUGAUGAAUACUACGACGGUACAUCUGACAUAUCAGCUGGGGAUGAGCUAACAUCAGUAUCGUCUGCUGAGGCACAACAUCGGAAACUCCCCACAGAUUUCCUUGUUGACUCCCAGGAUGAGGGUGGACUAGACCAGGUCAGGGAAACACAGCUUUGGAGGAAUGCCAUGCCACCAAAGGAUGCAACGGGUAGACCCCAGAAGAUUAUCAUGUCAGAAUUCCAGGCAGUACGCGAGACGCUUUUCAUGCUAAAUGGUCUGGAUAAUACCUUGUUUGACGCACAGGGAAACCCGUCUCUCCAAUUCCAAUUAAGGUACACAUCAUGGGAAGUUUACAAGGCGUUGCUAGGCUCACUCAGCGAAGCGGGCCGACAAUUGUACGUUCUCCGCGAGUUUGCGAAGCAUCCCCAACACGUACCGCUAUUACAGGUCUUUCAAGAAGCUGUCCAAAAACGCCUUCAGUCAUUUGACACCGAAAUUUCGAAGUUACAACGCCGAUACGUAGAUAUCCAAGAAGAUGUCGUUGUCAGUAUAGCGAGAGUCCUAGAUGAUGUGAAACCUCAUCUACAGCCCCUUGUUUGCCUUUCAGAUAUUGUUCACCAGCUCCAAAGAUCAAAGUACCCUCACCCAUUUCAUUACUUGGAGCUUCUUUAUGAUGCUGCUGAAAUUGCUCAGUUGGAAGGAAACAACGUAGUAUACGAAUUCGUUGCUAGUCUGUUCUUUGAAUGCUUCCAAGUUUACCUUCGAUCCAUUCGUCUCUGGAUGGAAGCUGGAGAGCUCAUCGAAGAAGAUAAAACCUUCUUCAUUUCUAGCUCGUCAAGCCAAGUUCCCAAGAGUCAGGUCUGGGCAGACCAAUUCACGCUAAGAAGGACAUCCGAUGGCGCAUUAUAUGUGCCGCGAUUUUUGCAGCCAGCGGCGUCCAAGAUUCUCAUAACUGGCAAGAGCGUUGUUGUUCUAAAGCUUCUAGGGAAAUAUCAAUCAACUGGUGUUCAAACGCCGGAGCCGUCUCUAGAAGUUACUGGGAAUUUUACAUCUAUCUAUGGAACUUUUGCGCCCUUCUCCGAAAUCUUCAGUGAUACAUUCAAGAAAUGGAUGGAAAGCAAGCAUCAUGCUGCUUCUACGACUCUUCAACGAACCCUGUUCGAAUCGUGUAAUCUGUGGUCGGUCUUGAAUUCUCUCCGGCACGUGUAUCUUAUGUCGGACGGUUCACGAUCUGAUUCGUUCAUAUUCGCAAUAUUCAACAACCUCGACCUUCUUAAUGCUAAUUGGCACGACCGAUUCAACUUGACCUCAUUGGCUCACGAGGCGUUCGGUGUCCUAUCUGAUGCUCAUCAGAUAACUGUCAAUGUAUUUGCAGAAGGUCUAAAAAGCGAUGUGAUCGAAAUCCGAAGAUCUGUCCGCGCAGGUCUACCCUUUAUUAAAAUAAUUCAUCGCCUAUCCUGGCCAAUUCGGAUUAUCUUGUCAGAUGAGAGCCUUUCUCAUUAUCAAGCAGCAUUCACGUUCCUGCUGCAACUCCGACGGGCCACUUACGUCCUCCACAAAUAUCGGUUUGUAUCUGACAGCAUUUCGGGCACAGCAAUCACAUCAUCAGACCAAUCAGUUUACUAUGGACUCAGGGCAAAGUUCCUCUGGUUCUGUAAUAUCCUUCACUCCUAUCUUAAUACAUUGGUUCUGGGACCACUUACGACGCAGCUUCAAGAGACGCUUCAGCAAGCGGAAGAUGUAACUGCUAUGAUCUCUUCACACAGUGCAUUCACAAAACGGAUGAUUGGUGAAAUGUGCUUAGGUAGCAAACUUGAUCCUAUCAGGCAAUGUAUUCUAGACAUGUUUGAUCUCACCAUCAGGCUUCAGGAUGCGCGCCAAUUAGAAGCCGAAAGAGAGCAAGAAGAAGUCCAAGAGCUAUCGCGAUUAUCGGUGAUGUCUUCACCGACGAAGCAUAGGAGGUAUCUCAAGAGUGACGAAGAGGAAGACGAAACAUUUCUUUUUGAUCAGGACAAAAGCUCGAUGAUGCAAGACAAGGAAAUGUCCUUUACCGAAGUUCUCGGUGAGAUCCGAGCCGACUUCGAUCGGCACUUGAAGUUCAUUUCCAGUGGUCUGAGAGGGGUUGCGAGAGCCAGUGGAGAUGCUGCUGCAGGAAAAUGGGACACUCUGGCCGAAAUGCUUGAGGUUGGAAUUCAGGGGCGUCGGUAACCACGAUGACCUGAUAGGCAGUUCUGUUAGGUGCUGCUAGUAACAUACUGCAUAGCUAGAUAUGUAUGUAUAAUGCACACGCUACCUUGUUUGUCAAAUAUAGGUAAUGGAUCAGUCUACGACGUCCACAUAUUUAUAUUGGACUCCGCCGUAUGUGAAACUACAUCGAGAUC